Agrilus planipennis (emerald ash borer) is the source of this 925-nucleotide messenger RNA. RefSeq names its product proteasome subunit beta type-4 (gene Prosbeta7). The record is from RefSeq and is a predicted model, not a curated record. Lineage: Eukaryota; Metazoa; Arthropoda; Insecta; Coleoptera; Buprestidae. Gene Ontology annotation, cellular component: proteasome core complex. The coding region runs from base 85 to 834 and encodes 249 amino acids. The transcript has 4 exons.
ACCACAUAGGUAUCGCCAACAUAAGAAAAAAGUACAGUUUGAUUUGAUUACACUGCAAGUUUUUGCUUUAAUAAUAUCAUAAAAAUGUUUUCUAAUAACAUUGUAGAAAAUAGUUACGACCCUUUUCAAAUGUAUAAAAAGAAGCCCGAAACAGCCAGUCCUUUUAAUUUUGUUGAACGCUCGAAAGCACCUGUAACUACAGGAACAUCUGUCGUAGCAGUCUGUUUCAAAAAUGGAGUAAUUAUUGCCGGUGAUACAUUGGGUUCAUAUGGAUCUUUGGCAAGAUUUCGAAACUGCCCAAGAAUUAUUAAAGUAAAUGAUAACAUAAUCUUAGGAGCUGGUGGAGACUAUGGAGACUUCCAAUAUGUAAAAGACCUAAUCGAACAAAAAGUCAUUGACGAGCAAUGUUUGGAUGAUGGUUUUAGCCUUAAGCCAAAAUCCCUAUACUGCUGGUUAACCAGAAUUAUGUACAACAGACGUAGCAAGUUUGACCCGUUCUGGAAUAAUUUUGUUGUGGGUGGACUUCAGGAUGGAGUACCCUUCCUUGGUACUGUAGAUAAACUAGGAACUGCUUAUUGUGAUAAAAUUGUCUGUACUGGUUAUGGUGCUUACAUUGCUAUUCCACUAUUGAGAGAUGCAUUUGAAAAGAACCCAAAUCCAACAGAACAAGAAGCACGUGAUUUAGUGGUGAAAUGCAUGGAAGUUCUGUUUUAUCGAGAUGCUAGGAGUUUUCCAAAAUUUCAGCUGGCAGUUAUUACAAAAGAAGGUGUCAGUAUUGAAGGGCCACUGGACAUUAAACAAAACUGGGAAGUUGCAUAUGUGACCCAGAAUUAACUGUAUUUCAAUACUUAUCAAAUUUAAAAAUAAUCCUGUUUUUUUAUAUAUUUCAAUAUGAUUAAAAGAAACAAUAAAGAUUAUAAGAAUU